Messenger RNA from Cylas formicarius (sweet potato weevil), 4726 nucleotides. RefSeq lists its product as uncharacterized. NCBI's taxonomy places the organism in Eukaryota, Metazoa, Arthropoda, Insecta, Coleoptera, Brentidae. The coding region runs from base 22 to 4722 and encodes 1566 amino acids. The transcript is spliced from 13 exons. The record is from RefSeq and is a predicted model, not a curated record. Gene Ontology annotation, molecular function: protein binding.
AUUAUUGCCAUUACAAGAGCAAUGGCUUAUGUUAAUGUGAAAGAUUGGUCUGUGGACCAAGUAAUGGACUGGUUAAAAGGCUUAGAUAAUGUUCUUCUGCAAUAUCACGCAUCUUUUCUUAAUAAUGGUGUGACUGGUCAUCAGCUCUUAAACCUGAGAGCCGAUGACUUAGAGCAUUUGGGUGUGAAAGCUCUCGGACAUCAAGAAAUUAUUUUGGAAGCUGUCGAACACCUCAGAAAUUUUCAUUUUGAAUUGGAUAAAGAAAACCUGCAAAUGCUUGCAUUACGUUUAUCAUGUGCAGCAAAUUCUUUGUUUAAAGAACUGUUACUCAUUGAUGAUGCUUGCGAUACAGUUAAUACGCAAGUAAUGUCUGAUGUCCAUAAUAUUAUAUCCACUAUUAAGCCCUUGGUGUUGUGGUUAGAAAGAUCUCCAUUUACUCAAGAUAAGGACUAUAUAGAGAAUAAGAGGGAAUUAUUAAAUUUGGGAUUUGUAAUGGCCACAUGUGCUCAUAGAGGUGUAUUCUCAGAAAAUCCUGUAAGAACUAUUAGAGAGAUCUGUGAAAAAUUGUCCAGAAUUGCCGAUCAUAUUAUCCAGGAUAUUUGUGAUCCGAUGAUAUUACAGCCUGCAUCCUUGGAUUUAGCCACUUUAAAAAAAAGAGAACAUGAGCUAGGUUUCUAUAUAUUGCCAACUCAUCACCCAAUUCACCAAAUAGGUGAGAUUAAGUUUGGAUCUCCUGCUCAUGGUAGCACAAAGAUAGAAGAAGGAGAUGAAAUUGUACAAGUGAACUACCAGACUGUUGUCGGGUGGCAGUCAAAGAAGGUAAUGAUUCUUUUGCAAGAUUCACCUCCAGAGAUUGUUUUGACAUUAAAGAAAAGGCCCAGACACUCAAAAGUAUAUGGGCAGAUCUAUAUGAAACCUUACAGGCUGCCCAGCAGGAAAAGGGGGGAUAAUUGGAGCAAGUGGACUGAGAAUCUUCCCUCACCUAGACUUUUGCCAAUCUUGGAUUUGCCUCCAAUUAAAAUUACUAAAAGUGAAGAAGACUUGGAAACCCAAGAUGUUGGGGUUGAGUUAAGCAGUAGUGACAGUGAGCCACCCGAUAGUCCAUUGGAUGUUAAUUGCCGCAUGUAUCCUCUUAAACCCAGACCCAUUUUGCAAAGGCGGAACACUAUUACCGGUACCACUCCGACAAGCAAAAGACCAUAUGCCUCAAUAGAUCAGUAUUGGGAUUUUAUAAAGUCUCGAACAAGUACAAAUCACGCUGUCAGCACUUACAACAUAGACGAUAAGAAUUUCGAAUCGAACUCGAUGUUUUUGCGCGACAAAAGCGCUUCUUGCAAUGUCGGGUUAGAUUUGAGCCCGCGACCAACCACCGUAGGUCUAGGAAUCGGUCUCGCCCAAAGCUACCGCAAAAAUUCUCUGAAAAAAAGUUUCAAAGAGAGCGGCACGGAAAAGGAAUCUCGGUCGGCAAAGAAAAAAGUAAAUUUCGACGAAAAGUCAAAGUCUAACGAUGAAAAGAAGAGCGAAAAAGAAAAUUCAAUGGGUAACCCUCACCUCACCGUGAACACCAAUUUAAACGAAGAAAAGAGCCUGAGCAUUAACAGUUUGUCGAGUUUGUCGGAGUCAAACAUCGAUUUUAUAGAUGAAGGUCGCGAGUUAACCGACAGAACUAGUAUGGCUUGCCAGAGGGACUUACCGGAACCGGAAACGGCUGCCUCCAAACCGGCGGCGAACGAAAAGGUUCGGGACCCCAUACUUUCGGAAAUAAAUGUACACAAUAUUAUAAAGAAGUUCGACGAUAGCCAAAAGAAUUUAGCCCCGAAGCAGCCUCAAGUUAAACCCAAAGUUUUGCCCAGAAAUCAUCCAAAAAAACCGCCGGAUGUACCCGAAAAACCAGAUAAGAGGCCGGCAGUGCCACCUAGAAGCGCGACCACAAAGUUGAGGGGAAAAUUAGAUAAAAGUCACAGUACACCCGCUUACGAUUUGACAGAUGAAGAACCCACUCAUAUGGAAAAUGCCCCAGUAACUCCCAAACCAUUACUCUUAGAGAAAUUACCGGAUGUUGUCCCAAAAAUACUAGAGUCGGUUGAAACUUCUUCUGCAAAUAAAGAUAAAGACUAUUCUCCAUUCAAGGAAGCGAUUCUCGAAUCCAGUCACCCCAUAGAAAUGUGCAACAUCGCGGUGAUAGAAAAGAUUAAAGCGUCGGAUUCGUUUUUACCGGUCGAUGAGCCAAAAUCGGAUGCGAAACAUAACCAAGUAGUGGAGGUGCCUCCGAAACCGCCACCGCGGAUUUUGCCUGAUACUCCCAAACCGGUCUACCCUGUGGAUUCACCCAAACCCCAAGGCUUUGCGAAAAAGUCAUUUGAUUUUCAAGACAAUCAGUCGGAAAUAUCUCGGACGAUGUCCACACAGUCCGUGGAUUCCAACGACUACCUAGUGCCGGUUCACGCGUCAAAGAAGCAAGAGAUCCCUAGUAAGGUUCCUAUUAGAGUUGAGAGGAAUCAUUUCGAGCCCAAAGUUGCUUCUACGCCAAUGGCGAAAACGAAGAUGGAUUUUAGUGAGUUCGACUGUAUCGGUUUCAAAAGUUCACCAAACUACGAUAUCCAGAAGAGCUCCAGUGAAACCAAGGUUUCACCCACUAACUCCAUUGUUAAGGCCAUGAUAUCAGGUAGAACCAGGUCCGGUAAAAAGAAGAACAAUUUGAUAGCAAAGAGGAGGAAAGUGACAGUGAAUGACCUGAGUCCCGCGGAUAUUCAGGGUUACCUGUAUCAGAGACUCAGGGGGAAGCAUAAUCAAAAUGUUCAUUGGGAGCAACGUUGGUUUGUCCUCUUGGGCAACUGUUUGUACGGCUUUACUAACAAAGAGGAUCCACGGGCGGCGUUUUUGAUUUUUUUGUCUGGUUUUACAGUGGCUGUUGCUAGUGAGGUGAAAUCGAGAUCCAACGCGUUCAAGGUAUACCACACGGGAACCGUUUUUUAUUUCUCCGCGGAAGACGGCGAUUCGCUGCAAAUGUGGCUGGACCUGAUCCGCGCCGCGUGUUUACACAACGACAGCAAAAACCAUGACGGCAGCCUUUAUUCCGAGACAGACGAUUCAGACAGCGAAAAACCGAAGGCGUCGAACAACGAGAAGACAGACUCGCUGAAAAAGUUCGGGUCGCUGAAGAAGUUCGCGUCGAAGAAGUCGCCGGGCGACUCGGGUCACGGCGGCGGCAGCACCAGCCUCGAUAGGAAAUGGUUUUUCAACAAGUCGAGCAAUAAUCAGCCGAAAAAUAAUUUGCCCGUGCCUACCGCGCAGUUCAGGUCGUAUCGGAAAAUGCGGGCGGCCGAACCCGUGAGCGUCAGAACCGGGAAUUUUACGUCCCACGUUCCACUGUUCGCGCCCGGCAAUCUCGCACAAUCCCAAAACGUCAGCGUUCCGAAUUUAACGGUCGAAACGUUCGGGAAAUGCGGUACCGAGUCGGCGAAAGUCAAACAGAAAACGGGGAAUUACGUCCACGCUAGUAACCCGAGUCUGUGCAAUGUGAGCGAGUACAGCGUCGCGACCAGCUCGACCGGUAAAGGCGGUUCCAAGACGGGACACGAGAAUUUCGAAGGUUUCGUGACGCUCGAGGAGCUGAUGAACAGACAGACGGAAGAGCGGAAGCUUAAUCCCCAUCACGUGCUCGAGGAGAUGCACAUGAACCUUAAUCUCAUUAAGCCGGACGUUGUUUACGGUGAAGUUCCAAUAAGACCGAAAGAAAAGGCGUCGGACAAAGCGGACGACUUGAACAUGUCCGCAGCGUCCCCCCUUACCCGUUCUUCUUCCGCGUCGGAAAAGCACGAGUCGAGCAGUUCGUGUUUCGGGAAGCGUUUGGGAUCGCUAAAAAAAAAUCAAAAAGUUGACAACAACGAAACGAAAACGGCCACCUUUCCGAAGGGCACGAAAGUGUUCGAUUUCAAAAGUAACCGCAGCCUGCCCAGAGAACACAGGAUGCAAGAGACCGGCAGGGAGUGCGAAGAAUACACGGUUUUUCAUCUACAUUAUACCUCCGACAAAAAUUUGUCGUUGGGAAAGAAGUCCUACGAGAUGAUCUAUUGCCCUGAGACCGUGAACGACGUGCAAUUCGCCCAGAAUCGUAUGCUAGACGACAUCAUGUGUAACGAGACUCCCAAAAAAGGGUCGAAAGUGAAGAGACAGCGAAGCAUUCCUUCCUACGAUAAGAAAUCUUCGAAUAGGAUAGGCGAUUCGUCUGCCGGCAGAGUUAAAUUGAAAUCGGCGGUGCAGUAUACCCCGAUGUCUUUGCCGUUAAGCCACGAUUCCAAAACAAAACCAAAAUUCGCGUUCGAGUUGAAUCUGGACGAGAAGCAGCACAGUAAGGGGGGAAAACUGAAGCAGAUGUUCGGCGGGAAACACGAGAAGAAAGAGAAGACGUUCUUGGGCUCGCCGAAGCUGCACGGGGUCAUAUUUAAGAAGCAGCCAUCGGGGGGAGACGCUGGUUGGUCUUCGACUUCCUCUUCUGUUCAGACCACUCCCUUGUGCAAAAAUAACCUACCACUGGAGAAUUCGCCCCAAGUAGCAGUACCAUUUCCUCUUAGUAUUCGGCCCCACGCGGACUACCCAGGUUUGGAAUACCCACCGGUGUUCGAGGCGGAAACGUACUCUCUUGCCGAUCCUCAAAGCAGUUUGAAUUUGAUAAGGAAGCAAAAAAAGGACAACGAAAAUGUGGGAGGGGCGGGUAAAUAGUGGG